AUGGAUAGACUAUUAACAAUUUCUAACCAUAUUGGUAAAAAUAUUAGACAAUUUUCAACAUCAACAGAAGAAGUUUUAUUUGAAAAAAAAGGAAAAUGUUUAAAAGUUUUAUUAAAUAGACCAAAAGCAUUAAAUGCAUUGAAUCCAAAUAUGGUUAAAAUUUUAACACCAAAAUAUUUAGAGAUGAAAACAAAGAAAGAUGGUGAAGGAGUUAUUGUAAUGAAAGGAGCAGGUGAGAAAGCAUUUUGUGCAGGUGGUGAUAUUAGAGCAAUUUACGAUUAUAAACAAUUGAAUGAGGAACAAAAAUCAAAAACCAAUGAUAUUGGUGACUUAUUCUUUCGUGAAGAGUACAUUUUAAAUAAUUUAAUUGGUACUAAUCCAAUAGCACAAGUUUCAAUCUACAAUGGAUUUGCAAUGGGUGGUGGUAUUGGUUUGUCAGUACACGGCAAAUUCAGAGUGGCCACAGAGAAUACAGUAUUCGCAAUGCCAGAGACCGGCAUCGGUUUCUUUUGCGACGUCGGUGGCUCCUACUUCCUCCCAAGAUUGCCAAAUAACUAUGGCAUGUAUCUAGCACUCACCGGCAGCAAACUAAAGGGUAACAAUGUUUACCUAGCCGGCGUUGCCACUCAUUUCGUUAGCAAUGAGCAUAUUCAAGCUUUGGAAAAGGAGAUAGAGGAAUGCGAGAAUCCAACCUCCCAAACCAUCAAUUCCAUCCUCACCAAGUACCAUGACAAGUCUAAAUCCACAUCCAAUGAAUACAAUGAUAAUUUGGGUGAUAUUGAAAGAAUCUUUGGUAAAAACUCUGUCAAAGAAAUCUUUGAACAAUUAGAGUUGUUGGAAAAUAGUGAAUGGGCAAAACAAACUUUAAAAACCUUGAAAUCAGUUUCACCCUCCUCUUUAAUGGUAGUAUUCGAACAAAUGAAACAAGGUGCUAAAUUACCAUCUUUAGCUAAAUGUUUGGAAAUGGAAUUCCGUAUCUCUCAACAUUUCCUUGAAAAACCAGAUUUCUUUGAAGGUGUAAGAGCUUUGUUAGUUGAUAAAGAUAAAAAUCCAAAAUGGUUACCACCAUCAAUUGAUCAAAUCGAUCAAACUCUUGUAAACUCUUAUUUUAAACCUUUAUCAAAUAAUAAGGAAUUAAAAUUUUAA
Dictyostelium discoideum AX4 is the source of this 1146-nucleotide messenger RNA. RefSeq names its product 3-hydroxyisobutyryl-Coenzyme A hydrolase (gene hibch). Gene Ontology annotation, cellular component: mitochondrion. Lineage: Eukaryota; Evosea; Eumycetozoa; Dictyosteliales; Dictyosteliaceae. Gene Ontology annotation, biological process: L-valine catabolic process. Gene Ontology annotation, molecular function: 3-hydroxyisobutyryl-CoA hydrolase activity. The record is from RefSeq and is a predicted model, not a curated record. Bases 1 to 1146 code for a protein of 381 amino acids. The transcript is spliced from 2 exons.